This is a messenger RNA of Bacidia gigantensis, 2253 nucleotides long. RefSeq lists its product as uncharacterized. The transcript has 4 exons. The record is from RefSeq and is a predicted model, not a curated record. Bases 1 to 2253 code for a protein of 750 amino acids. Lineage: Eukaryota; Fungi; Ascomycota; Lecanoromycetes; Lecanorales; Ramalinaceae.
AUGGCACUAUGUCUAUUUAGACAAUUGUUGGUGUUUUACUUCUCAGUCUCAGCUGCUUUUGCGUCGAACUCUUCGUUGCUACGACGUCAAGGGGUAGAUACCAGCCCGACCAUAUCGCCGCUUUCUAUCUAUGUUGGCCAUGACGAAUCCGUUAGCUCCCCGAUUCAAAAUGUUAGUCCGUUUGAUCAGAUAUCCCUGGGCGACGCAACAUUUAUUGUGUUUUAUCUGCCAGCUGACACAGACAAUAAUAAUCUAAACGACAACGCUAUAAAUGACUUAGCCUUAGCGCUCAUCAAUAUCCUUGUAAGAGAGGACAAGAUCAUCUCUUUCGCUCAGAUCCCUGGACUUGAUAAAUCACCUGCUUUUGACCAUCAGUAUAUCUCUCUUGGGCAUGGCGAACCCAGUGUGCCCGUAUCGAGCAGUGCUCGAUGUAAAUUGCUGUACAACCGUUUCAUUAUGCUUCUGGAAUUCGAUAGCACCACCGGUUACUAUAAUGACUUUGGCGAAGGACUAAUCAGUGACUACUCUCUAUUUUUCUCAUCAAGUCCUAACGAAACACUGGCUUGUGUCGCGUUUAUUCGAAGUGGUGAGGGAUGGAGCUAUGGAGAAGCGGAUGUCUCUAGGCAUUCAGAGCUCUUAUGUGAUGGAAGUCCGCUGUGGGAUCUCACGGUCAAGUCGUGGAGCACACCAACGGACGAUUCAAUCCGUGCUUUUAUUCAGGGUGGCGACGACUCGGACACGCAUGAAGCAACGCCUGACGGAGUAUGGUGGUCCGGUUUAUCAGAAGGUGAAAGCUUCACAAAAGCGUUGGGCAUUCAAUUGCUUGGGGUUGGUAAUUUCGACUGCAACCUGGAGAACCCCUGCAAGCAGAAUCUUGUAUGUACCGACGUUGGCUCACGGACGGCGCUACUGCUGCAGAAGACAGUCUUGCCGUCCUUGUGGGGCUAUAUCGUCAUUGCUUCUGUGCUAAACAUCAAUCAACAAUUGAACAACGUUUGGGUUGCUCUCGGCGCAGCGGCGGCCUCGACAGCCUUAGAUAACUUCAACAUUGACGAUUUCUACCCGACACCCGAUACUGAUCCUGGGAUAGGUUCAAUCUUAGCAGGCUUGGGACCAAUAUUAGGUCUUUUCUCCGGUAUAGAGCCUUUUGGUCCUGCAAUAGGAGCAGGAGGAAAUGUACUCUCUGCCUUCAGUUCAUAUUUAUCAGAAUCGAUAUCGCAGUCGAAAGAUCCAGAUCUAGCACAGAAGUUAUUUGCACCGAGAGCCAAAGCGAUAUACCGACAAUUUGGUACGGCACUUGACAAGGCUUCACUGUUCAUUUUCAAUGGUAGUAUCGUACCGAGUGAACCUGCUUUCAACAUAACUGAUAUGAUGUCAAAUGGUACAUGGGUAGAUUCAAUGACUGCUCUUACGCCAGUCAGCGACCUGGAGUUGAACAUAAACAUUGAGAUCACUUCUCGCUCUAUUAAUGAACUCUGGAAUACUUUUCCCAACAACAAAAGGUGGGUUUUGUAUGUCAACUUAAACGAUAUCAACACGAAUGCGUCUUGCGUGGCAGAUAUGACGGGCCCACCAGAUUCCAAGUAUUGCGCAGAUGAGGGUGUUUAUUACACAUACAACUUCAUUCCGAAAGAUGGGCAGCAUCAAGGCGUUGUAGGCUAUCCUUGGGGUGGUCAGAAGCUCUCUGAAGUAGGCUUGAACCUAACUUGGGUUACCGAAGCAUCUGCAAGAAGCUACAGACUGGCGAAACAAACAGGCACAGAUCCAUUCAACUUUUCAUACCCUCUUUCCAACGCUACGCUUUUGACACAAGCCCUGUACCCUGAGGGUUGUCAGGAUUUCGACAUCUGUGCCGGGCGCUAUGCAGGUAGCUGGACACUACCGGUCUGUGAUGCCUCGGACUGGGGCAAACCCUGGAACUUCAACUACAACAAUUCUGACUUUGGGAAGCCGAGAGGAGAUUCCUUGAGCGAUCAGACAUGGGACGGAGGUCCUGGAGGAAGUGAGACGGCGGCUUGGGCAAAAGCUGCCGGAAUGGCCGACCCGAACUUUGACACGUACUAUGACAAAUGCUCCAUAGCAUUGACUUCGGAUUUCCAGUGGCCAUCCGAAAUUUCAAGUGUGGAUCUUGGCUUUGGGGAUCUCAUACAAAAACCCAAGAAACGGAAGGUCAGAGGCUGGAUCGUUAGUCUGGCAAAGAAGGUCCGACGUGCAUUCUCUCACGCGUCAAGCUUUGCACAGGGUCAUGGCUAG